Messenger RNA from Peronospora belbahrii, 2031 nucleotides. Lineage: Eukaryota; Oomycota; Peronosporomycetes; Peronosporales; Peronosporaceae. The record is from the annotation of a GenBank genome assembly.
AUGCCUCAUCGUAGCCCCUCGUUGACGACCAGCUACACAUCAAAUGCAUGCACCACCAUGUCGUCACUACGAAACCCAUCGCGCAAAGUUUUAGUGGACGAGGAAGAGCUUCUUACUCGAGUCCGUGAAGUGACGUGUGCUGUUGCAUUGAAGAAUGCUAUAACCGACCCAGUCAAGUCUUGGGAUUCAACGAAACACACGUCGUGUAUUCGUCUUGGUUCUGGCCUUGGACGUGAAACUUUUGAGCUCUCAUCUCGUGCGUCAGGUGUUCAUGGUGAAGGCUAUGAAGUGAUGGCGGUCGGCUGUAUUGCAUGCAGUCCUCAAGAACUGGUCUCCAUACUGAGUCCACCCGACGAAACCGAAUACAAUGCGGCUAUGAAGGGACUAUACGGCCGUAAAUUCAUUUAUGGCUCGGUCGUGCAGACACUGAAUGUAGAUCAGUUGAAAGGUGUGAUGCCUGACGGUGAUCAGAUUACAGUGAGGACAGGAUGCUUUGCACGAUCAAGGAUACUGGCGCAUAACGAGCAGUGGUGUUAUCUCGAGCACUUCCAACGUACAAGCGAAUCUGUGACACACUCCGUGUCUUCGUCCGACACCUUUCAAGGGUUUUCUGUUACUCUCCUAUCAUUGUCGGAACGGGAGCUUGCAAUGGGGAAAGCCAUUGGAGGCCGUGUGGAUCAAAUUGACGGUAUCACGGCGUUGGUGGUUGUUGAUACUGUACCUGCAGUAUCCAAGGACGUAAGCGACGGCAAGUCGACCAAACUACGCGUGAUAUUUCACGCAUUGUACACAGGACACAAAGAGCUUGUUGCCGGUCAUGCAAGCGACAAGAUGGCACGUGCUAGACUAAUCGCUUUGGCUGAGGGUAUGCCUCGCCUCCCGGCUGUUGUGCGACGGCGACGCUUGGGCGUGCAAGUGUUUGCCAAACAAUCUGUGGAUGUACCUAUGCCCAAGGCCAAAGCUAAGAACUGGCGCUGCAUCUCGUGCACGAAAGGUCUUCGUUUGAAUGCAUUACUACGCUGCACCCGCCGAUGUCAGCUUUGCGCAUACAAUGUGUGCAAGGCGUGCUGGUCUCGCGAAAACAUCGAGACCAACAACGGUAUUGUCGUGACAAGGGGUGUCUGCAAUCGCUGUCUCGAGUGGGUAGACCGCUGUAACUACUCUUACAUUCAUGGUGGCCACCGUGGAACAGUGCAGAUUAUCGACGACCCAAAACCGAGUGAAGCCUCAUCAAUGCGACCACCUGUCGGUCGAAGUUUACGCGAAGAUCUUGCAGUUGAGAGCACGAAAGCAGCUGCGGUGACAGUGAUCAAUAUGCUCUUGAGCUACUCAAAGCCUACAGCAAAUGCCACUUACACCGAAAGGACUGCAGUUGAUGCAGAGGACGAGAAAGAUUACAUGUCAGCCGUGGAAGAAUACUUCCAGAGACGAGCGAGCGAGGCACCAGCUGCUGCAGACUGCGUGCUGGCAAAUGCCAUGCAGCGGACGUAUCCGUUGCACCCGACGGACGCAGGAUCUCCUUCCGCUCCAAUCCCCGAAAAUGAAGCUGCACGAUUGAAGUGCAUUGACACAUUCAAGCUCAUGGACAUCAAGGACCCAAUGCCCGAGUUGGACAUCAUUUGCUCCUUCUUGAGUAAAGAGCUUGGAUUUUUCUGUACAAUGAUCACAAUCGUGGGCGCGACACACCAGUUGGUGUUGAGCUGCACGAUGCUUGAGCUUGUGCAAGCCAUGCUGCCUCGUGAACAUACCUUUUGCCAGCACCUGCUCAUGGGUGACGCACCCUUUAUUAUUCGAAACCCCGAAGCAGAUAUUCGAUUUUACAAUCUAAACCCCGUGACGCUCCAAGGCGUCAAAUAUUACUGCGGCAUCCCGAUCAUGGGAUUGAAUGGAAUGAUGAUAGGCUCUAUUUGCUGUGUACACAGUUCGGCCAUGGAUAUCACACGUUCACAGUACGAUACGCUGGUGCGAUUCGGUGAAAUUGCAUCGAAGAUUAUUCGAGUGAAGGCUGAGGCCAACCUGCAGAGUUUGUAG